UCAGCCCUUCACCCUCCUGCUCUUGGGGAGUUUUGAGUUGCUGACAAGAUCAAAUUGUAAGGACGCUAUUGAGUGAACUGAUAGUACACGAUGAUGUCCUUAUCCAGCAAACGGCGUUGAGAGGACUGAUCGAUCACAUGGCAUUUCAUAGUAACCGUAGCAUAUACAACACGCUCAACGUGUUGCUGAAUGCCCCAGGCGACUCCUUUCUUUCCUGGGCGACCGUUUCGCGUCGCUCCUUGAAGUUCGACAAUGCAGACGAUGACGAGGUCCUGGCCAAGCUGAAAAGACUCGUGGAGCAAUUGGAGAGUCCGUUUGACUUCGUUCGACUGCAGGGACUCCACGGCUUGAACAAUGCUAAAAGGGCUCUGGAUGAUUGGUUUGUCGCAAAGACGCUUUACCCUCUAUUACAAAUCUCAUUAGGCAAAACACCGAAUCCAACUGUCAGAGCAGUGUACUAUUCUCUCAAGUCCUACGCGGAGGAUUACUACACGCUCUACACUCAGCUAAAAGAUGAUCAAGCUUAUCGGAAUCUUCUCACUUCGUCCCUCCUCGACAAUAGCACUCCUUUGCGUGAGCGGCGCAGAAUCGUGGAGGAACCUAGCAAUACUGGAAGAAUUUCGGAACAUGACAUACUUCUUCAAUUACGUAUUCUAGGAAGCUCGUUAAGCACAAAAGUGAGCGGAAUUCUCCACCCAAUAGUCAAUGCGGUUACUACGAUACUGUCGCAAUCUCCCGACGAUGACUUCAGACAUGGCAUGCAUUGGCUCUUCAAUGCAUACAAUCUUGGCUAUGAAGAAGUGUCGACUUCGCAAAUAUCCUUGAGGAGGAAAGCCGAUUUCCAUUGUUACAUCGUCAACUUCCCGAAGCCGAUGAUAAACCCCGGAAAUCGCAACAUCCAUCGUCCCGAUAUCAACGCUCAUAAAACCCUUGAGAUACCCAGUAUAUCCGGAAAUGGGCACUUCGUCGACGGUUGCAAGGUUUUCGAGAUACCAAGUGUUCUCGGAAGUGGGCACCUUGUCAAUGCGCUGGGGGAUUAUUGUGCAAAAAGAAACUUCAUGAAAGAGGAGUAUGCAAAGCAACUGCGUCUGCAGAUCGACCGGCAGGCUACUUCGAGUGUCACCAUUGGAAGUGGGAAGCAGGUCGUUACUACAGGAGUAGUAAAAACGUCUUUUCGAUUUAAGGAUGAGAAACAUGAGUAUUCCUUACUCUUCCAUAUCUUGCCGAGUUGUGUGCACGACGUGAUCCUCGGAAAAGGAUUCCUCAAGAUCACCAAAACCUUCUCGAACCUUGCCAACAAGGCUCGCCGCGUCAAGGAACGCCUAAUGAAGGGGAUGCCUCUGCGUCAUCUCCUGUAUUUGGGCGAGUCUGCUCCCCGUUUUCAGGGGCUCAUCAACGGCGUUCCACAAGAGGCGCUCGCGGACUCUGGCUCCAAGGUCAUGGUUAUGGACGAGAAUUAUGCUGAAGAGAUGGGAUUGCGCAUAGUCAGGGGCAGCAAUCACCAAACUCGAUUAAGGUUUGCUGAUGGCUCUACCUCGCUUACCUCUGGCAUGGCUUUAGGCGUGGAGUGGGAGUUUGGACGAGGGGGGGUCAGUGACCGGUUCCUACUCGACUUUCACAUUCUGAAAAAUGCACCGGCGAAUGUUAUUCUCAGCGACCAAUUUCUUUUCGGCACGGAAGCAUUCUCACACUAUGAGUGCUUCCUGGUUGAUGACGAUGACGAGGACGACGACGAAGCUUUCUUUUUUGCUAUAGAUGUUGAUGAGACAAGUCCUGGUCAAGUCCAUUUGGAUAUGUCCUCGUUAUCCAACAAGCAGCACGCCGAAACCGUCCUCCGCGGCGAAAAGGAAGACGAGAUCGCGAAUCUCCCGCGACACCAGCAGGCCGAAGCUUGGAGACGAGAACUAGAGCGCCGAGGGCGGUGGGAGCAAGACUUUGCCGCGCUUCAGCUUUGUCUCUCGACAUUGAUGCAGACAAAUUCUACCUCGUUGUCGUCUUCGUCAUCCAGCACCAGUGGGGCUUCAGCUCAGCUCCUGAUACCGGUUCCUACAACGAUUACGAAGGCGAAUACGGCUGGCAUGAAGCGUCCGAAAUGGCGGUUGAAGUUUAGGCGGAAAAGCUCGACGUGAGCGGUCACCUGGGUGCAGAGCUGCAAUCAGUUACGGCUGGGCAAAGAUGUAGUGCUUAUUAAAAAGGAGAUAAGAGCAAAGUUAAAGGGCUUUUAGAGAGGCUGUGUUCCUAACCAGUAUGAAGUACAGUAAGUAGGAGACUCUGCACGCACCUGCUUGGCUGAUUCGACUUGGCUGGUCUUCUUAUUCCUUACUCGGAUUACAUUUCUUGGGCAACGACGUGGCGGUCAAUAACCCCUUCUUU
Messenger RNA from Westerdykella ornata, 2373 nucleotides. RefSeq lists its product as uncharacterized. Lineage: Eukaryota; Fungi; Ascomycota; Dothideomycetes; Pleosporales; Sporormiaceae. The record is from RefSeq and is a predicted model, not a curated record. Bases 138 to 2129 code for a protein of 663 amino acids. The transcript is spliced from 5 exons.